UCCGUACAUCGGAGGCUGUGCUCUGCAGCGGCGGCAGUACGCGGUGCGGUUCCCGGUGCGUGUGGACCUCCGGUGGAGGAUCAGGAUAAUCCGGUGUCGCCUGCAGUGGACCUCCUCUCUCCGCGGACCCGGAGCCGCGGCUCGCGCCCGGGGGACACCGCCCCCCCCCCCUCCCGCCACAGGUCGCCCCGGUAACUGAAGAAGAGGAGGACGAAUGGAGAGAGAGCGAGGAUGAGCAGAUGAGCGGAUGAGAGAGAGAGAGAGAGAGAGAGGACCCGUGAGAUUCCUCGUCGCUCGGCUUUUAAAGUCAUUAAUGGGACUUUUGCUUGAGGGCCGACGUGGAUCUAUUUGACCUUUGCCCUUUGGUGGAAGUCCUCCUCCCCCUAAUGGCUGGACGCUAGAGACGCCCCUCCUCCUCCUCCUCUUCCUCCUCCUCUUCCUCCUCCUCCUCCGUCGCCAUGGAGAAGACGUACUCGCUGACCGCGCACUACGAUGAGUUCCAGGAGGUGAAGCACGGCGGCCGCUACAGCAGCGACCUGCUCAGCAACGGCAUGACGCUCCACAUGGGCGGCAGCCUGGACCGCCACGUGGGGCGCAACCUCCGGGGCGGCGCCGCGUCCGCCGGCCGCCGCAACCGAGACCCGAAGGGCGGCGCCGUCGCCGGCGGCAACCGGGGGCUCCCCCGCUGGAGCCGCCGGGAGAUCUGCCUGCUGUCGGCGCUGGUGUUCGCCGCCGGCCUGGUGGUGAUCCUCGGCAGCACGCUGGCGCUCAAGUACCUCGCCGUCGAGGCGCAGCUCGACCCGCAGUGCCGGCAGGACUGCCAGCGGCGCCGCGUCCUGCUGCGGGCGGCGCGGUUCGUGCAGGCCAACAUCGACCCGACCAUCCGGCCCUGCCAGGACUUCUAUUCCUUCGCGUGCGGCGGCUGGCUGCGGCGCCACGGCAUCCCCGAGGACAAGCUCAGCUACGGCAUCAUCACCGCCAUCGGCGAGCACAACGAGGAGAAGCUGCGGCGCCUCCUGCUGGAGCCCGUGAGGCGGGGCGGCGCCGCGUCGGCGGAGCGGAAGGUGAAGGAGUUCUACCGGGCCUGCGUGGACAUCGAGGAGAUCGACCGGCUGGGGUCGGACCCCAUGACGGAGGUCAUCGACGGCUGCGGCGGGUGGGACGCGGUCGGCGCCAUGCCCGCCGGCGGCUGGGAGCGGGACGGCGCCCCCGGGAGGCCGGACUUCAACGAGCUGCUGUACCGGACGCAGGGCGUCUACAGCACCGCCGUGUUCUUCUCCCUCACCGUCAACGUGGACGACAAGAACUCGUCCAGGAACGCCAUCAGGAUCGACCAGGAGGGGCUGACGCUGCCCGAGAGGAUCCUCUACCUGGGACAGGACGAGGACAGCCUGAAGAUCCUGGCGGCCUACAAGGCCCUGAUGGAGCGGCUGCUGAGCAUGCUGGGAGCUCACAACGCCACGCAGAAGUCCAAAGAGAUCAUCGAGCUGGAGACCCGGCUGGCCAACAUCACGGUCUCAGAAUACGAUGACCAGAGGAAGGACAUCAGCACCAUGUACAACCGCAUCACCCUGCGGCAGCUGCAGCGCAUCGCCCCCAGUCUCCACUGGAAGCGUCUUCUUGACAGAAUCUUCCACGACAACUUCUCAGAGGACGAGGAGAUCGUGGUGCUCGCCACGGACUACAUCCAGAAGGUCUCUGACAUCAUCAAGACCACCUCCAAGAGGGUCCUCCACAACUACAUGCUGUGGCGCAUCGUGGCGGCGCUCAGCGAGCACCUGUCCACGGCGUUCCGGAGCUCCAUCCACGAGUUUUCCCGCGAGGUGGACGGCACGGAGCAGCAGCUGCAGCCGGGCCGGCUCUGCCUCACGCAGGCCAACAGGCACUUCGGCAUGGCGCUAGGCGCGCUGUUCGUCCAGCAGCACUUCUCCUCGCAGAGCAAGGCCAAGGUCCAGGAGCUGGUGGAGGACAUCAAACACUCUCUGGACCUCCGGCUGCAGGACCUGGACUGGAUGGACGAGGCCACCAAGGAGGCGGCCCGCGCAAAGCUGAAGCACAUGAUGGUGAUGACGGGGUAUCCAGACUACAUGCUCAAACCUGAGCUCAUAGAUCAGGAAUACGGGUUCGACGUGGACAAGAAGACGUACUUCAAGAACAUCCUGAACAGCAUCAAGUUCAACAUCAAGCUGUCGUGCACAGAUCCGCACAACACGCCACACAACACGUGGCUCCUCCCCCCUCAGGCCCUCAACGCCUACUACCUCCCUAACAAGAACCAAAUGGUGUUUCCUGCCGGCAUCCUCCAGCCCACCCUCUAUAAUCCCGAGUACCCGCAGUCUCUGAACUACGGCGGCAUCGGGGCGAUCAUCGGCCACGAGCUGACGCACGGAUACGACGACUGGGGGGGCCAGUACGAUCGCCACGGCAACCUCAAGCAGUGGUGGACGGAGGACUCGUACCGGAAGUUCCAGAAGAAGGCCGAGUGCAUCGUGAAGCUGUACGACAACUUCACGGUCUACAACCAGAGGGUGAACGGCCGCCUGACGCUGGGGGAGAACAUCGCGGACAUGGGGGGACUCAAGCUGUCCUACUUCGCGUAUCAGAAGUGGGUGAGGGAACACGGGCCUGAGAGACCGCUCCCGGGGCUGAAGUACACCCACGAGCAGCUGGUGUUCAUCGCCUUCGCUCAGAACUGGUGCAUGAAGAGAAGAUCUCAGUCCAUCUACCUGCAGCUGCUGACGGACAAACACGCACCGGAGCACUACAGGGUGAUUGGCAGCGUGUCCCAGUUCGAUGAGUUCGCUCGUGUCUUCCACUGCCCGAAGAACUCCCCGAUGAACCCCGCGGACAAGUGCUCCGUGUGGUGACCCCGACACCCCCCCCCCCCCCUGGAUGACUCCCAUCACAGAACGCCUCUCCAUAACAUUACCAGUACUUGUUUUCAAUUCGGACGCCUCUACAACCUGUAGCACGGGUCACAUGACCACGUGCAUAUAUUUCAUUUCAUUAUAUAUAUAUAUAUAUAUAUUUAUAUUUUUCUACAUUUAAAAUUUCCUUUUCAAAUCAUUUAUUUUUCUAUUUUAGCAGAUAUAUCAUAGAAUGUAGCGUAGAGUUCAUAAAGCUAUUUAUUAUUAUUGUUUCUCAGUCACAUCCGACCCUUAAAAAGCUGCUGGCGUCCGUCCUGCGUGUCUGUGAGUCCGCUCUGCUGCCCCCUGGUGGCCGCGGAGGGGGACGGUCGCAUCGUUCGCCUGCAGAUGUUGCUCUCUCUUGUUGCUGUGAGUGUUUGUCUGGUUUUUAAAGAUUUGUCCGACUUUUCGUAAAGAAGAAGAAUCAGAAAGUGAACGUUUCUUUUUUCUCAGGAUUUGUAGCGACGUUAACGAAGGAUCAGAUCUCAGAUCAGUGUUCGACUCGUCGGCCUGUGGAUCAUUAAAAAGAGGAAUUCAACAGCGAUGGCCUGACGUAAGAAGAGUUUCUACGUGUCACGGGUAGAGCGUCAAACAUUUGUACGAUGUGUUAUUUU
Molecule: messenger RNA, 3520 nt
Organism: Pseudoliparis swirei
Lineage: Eukaryota; Metazoa; Chordata; Actinopteri; Perciformes; Liparidae
Gene: ecel1
Product: endothelin-converting enzyme-like 1
Exons: 18
Coding region: 459-2867 (802 amino acids)
Biological process (GO): protein processing
Cellular component (GO): plasma membrane
Molecular function (GO): metalloendopeptidase activity
Source: RefSeq, a predicted model, not a curated record